This is a messenger RNA of Trichoplusia ni (cabbage looper), 1876 nucleotides long. RefSeq names its product paired box protein Pax-6-like. Gene Ontology annotation, biological process: anatomical structure development; regulation of transcription by RNA polymerase II. The record is from RefSeq and is a predicted model, not a curated record. The annotation marks the transcript as partial. The transcript has 6 exons. Lineage: Eukaryota; Metazoa; Arthropoda; Insecta; Lepidoptera; Noctuidae. Gene Ontology annotation, molecular function: RNA polymerase II cis-regulatory region sequence-specific DNA binding; DNA-binding transcription factor activity, RNA polymerase II-specific.
ACAACAACUUUUACCAUACUAAUCAGAUCAUUCUCGCAGGUAUCAUCAAUAAACCGCGUGUUAAGAAACUUAGCAUCGCAAAAGGAGCAAGCCGCGUCUGCGCAGAACGACAGCGUGUAUGAAAAGCUGAGGAUGUUCAACGGUCAGGCGGCCACGGGCUGGUGGUAUCCAGGGCUUCCGGCCGCACCAGCUGCGCCUGCGAUACCAGCGCCACUACCACCUCAGCUUAAUAGGACCACCGCUGAAGAGCAUAAAAGAGCAGAUCCAUUACAAUCGGAGGCUGGAUCAGAUGGCAACAGCGAGCACGCAUCAUCAGGCGACGAGGACUCGCAGAUGAGACUACGACUGAAGAGGAAGCUGCAGAGAAAUAGAACCUCCUUCACCAACGACCAGAUAGAUAGCCUUGAGAAAGAAUUCGAGCGGACGCAUUACCCAGACGUGUUUGCGCGGGAAAGACUGGCUGAAAAGAUCGGAUUGCCUGAGGCACGUAUCCAGGUCUGGUUUUCGAACCGGCGCGCGAAGUGGCGUCGUGAAGAGAAGCUUCGGAGUCAGCGGCGGGACGCCCCCGCGGCCUCGCCCCCCGCACCCCCCACGCCCCGACUGCCUCUCAACGGGGGCUUCAACUCCAUGUACAGCCCUAUACCGCAACCCAUCGCCACUAUGGGAGAAACUUAUAGUUCGAUGUCGGGCGGUCUGUCCUCAUCGUGCCUGCAGCAGCGUGACGGAGGCUACCCCUACAUGUUCGGCGACGUGCUCGGCAGCGGCGGUUACUCGAGAGCACCUGCAGCCCACCAGCAACACGCAGCCUAUUCACAACCGCAAACUGCUGCCAGUACUGGUGUAAUAUCGGCGGGCGUGAGCGUGCCUGUGCAAAUACCUUCGCAGGGGCCAGACCUCGCGUCGAACUACUGGGGACGGCUUCAGUGAUCUCAGCUAUUCGGGUUCCCGCAUCGACUACUGUCGAUGCCUGAGAACCCGAACAUACCGGAGUCUCCAUCUAGCGGCGAAAUCGCGCACAACUACGCAGACUCGCACCUGUCCAUGAACGCCGCUAUCAACAUGACUGCCGGUCACGAUGCUAAUGUUCUCAACGCAGAUUUGCAAGAACAAAACAAUUCAGUGUCGUAAACAAGAGACUGUUCAACCGAUUCAACCCGUUUUUGUUUUUGUGACAUUUCAAUUCUAUGGUGCAAGUUUUCCUUUACCUUUGUACAAUAUUUUUUCGGAUUACCAACACGUUAAUCUUAAGAGGCAACUGAUGAUGUUCAAACUUAGAGGUAAGUGAACGACCGUACUCGAUGACGUGUGCUGCGAACCGAAUUUUUGCGAAUGAUUUUGUUGAUUUCCUUAAACAUAAUACAUGUAUAUUUAUAUAUACGACAUAAUUAAGGCAUGUUUCAUUGCGUACGGUCAAUAAAAUAGUAAGCUAGAGACACAAUAGCACGCAACUGUAAAUAUAGGAAAGCGCCAUCUAUUGUCAAGUAGAGAAAGUUUCCUUUAUGGUGGCCGAGUUGUUUCGGCGGGAAAAUAUGUAAAUGUAAAUUGUUUGUGCCAACGUUUGUAAUAAUCGAGUGUUAUGCGCCCUUUGCGAGCACAACCCUUUUAUUUCUUUGAUGUAUGCAAUAGGGGUGCGAAAUGUUAAUGCCAUAGAGAAAAAACGUGGCAAUGAGCUUCGUUAUGGCGUUUGUCUGUCACCCCUGCCGCCGCCAAAUUGUCAUACAAACUAAUCAUGUUUGUUCUAUUGUGAUGAUUCUUGUAUAAUAUUGUUACUAAAUAGAUGUUGUACGUAAUGUGUCAACUCAAUUUCAUUAAUACAUCUCGAAACGAAUUAAUUUAUUAUUUAUUGAUUGUAAAAGUUAAGGUCAAUAUUGCUGUG